ACCACGCAGAUAAUUCGAUACCUCACAACAUCGGAACCAUGUAACGUGGGCUUGCCUCCUCUAAUUUGUAUCUCAAUACGCUACUCGUCAACAUCCUGUAUGGUGUGCUUCGCUGCACUGCAGCUGAAUAAUGUCUUAUGUGGCGGUAGAAACGUGAACACGCCUUGGAAAGUGUUCAAUGGUCAUCGAGCGUGCUGUAGCGCUAUGGAAACGUCAGCACUACGAGCAUUACAGCUCACUACUAGGAAUAACUUCGGCAUUCGUUUCGGUGCAGACACUUACUAUAUUACUGAAAGUCAAGUCUGCGACAUCCAGCUGAUACUGCUCCUAUUUCAGAUUGUCGUAUCAUUUGCUAUAACGGCAUGGGUUGUGCAGAAUGUAGAUUUCAGUACUCGCACCUUCUACUGUUCUACCGUCACCGAAAAAACUGUCAACCGAGCCACGAUUCUGACUUAUGGACUUUGCGGUAUCGACGUGAUUACCCUGCUCGGAAUUAUAUCGUUGUAUAUUUUUAACAACUAUGCGAUGAAACGGUUCAGAAGAUCGUUUAGUUUACAGUCAUAUCAACUUCGAGAAAAUGCCAACGUUAUUCGAGUGAUGUUGCCACUGACUAUCUUCCAAACGAUUUGCUUUUUUGUUUUUUCCUAUAGGGAGUCCUGUGAUUUUUGCAUUCCGUCAACAUAUGUCAUUAAUCACGUAUCAUGCGCUCAUCGCGGCUGUGUA
Molecule: messenger RNA, 723 nt
Organism: Ostertagia ostertagi
Lineage: Eukaryota; Metazoa; Nematoda; Chromadorea; Rhabditida; Trichostrongylidae
Source: the annotation of a GenBank genome assembly